AUGAAUAAAGAAUCAAAGUCACAGAACAAAAGUGUUCUAAAAGGGGUAAAAAAGGUUUCUAAAAAACAUAAAACCAAACAAAAUAAGAAUAAACCAGUAGAAGAGAAAACAAAUCAAGGUAGGAAUGACAAGGGUGUACACACAAAAUCUCUAACAAACCAUGAGGAAAAGGUAAAAGAAAGACCUGAAAAGGCUAAAAAGAACUCUAAUGUUGUAAAACUCAAGUUUAAAAACUUUUCUGGAACGUUAAACGACUUCAAAUCGUUGUUGGAUUCCAACGUCAAGAGCCUUGGACCCUAUAAAGGUGUUAAUUUCAAGCAGAAUAAAAUCGUUGUUUCCUUUGACGACACUCAAACACUGGAUAAAUAUCUGUCCUUCUAUAACAAAUUUACAUAUAAUGACGAGGUUUUAAGGGUCUCACUUCUGGAUUAUUUUUCAACGGUGAAGUCAGAUUACAAAGUGCUGAAUUUGUAUGGAGUACCGAGUGAUUACAAUUUAGAGUCAGUAGAACAGGGCCUUAAAAGAAGAAUUGACGUUGAAUUUAAACUUAAAUCUGAAGAUGACCACCAUAAACUUAAAUUCAAAAGUGUUCCAGAUUGUGUGAAGGCUAAUUCAAUUCUAAACAACUCUAGAAUCCCCCUAGUUAAGGAUAAGAAGGAGACCCUAGUUAAAGUAACAACAUCUAUGGAGCUGUUUGGUAAAUCUACGAGAAAAAGUUCAAGAGUUUUCGUUCGGAACAUCCCGUUUAAAACCAAAUACGAAGAGUUGAUGAGCUUUUUCAAGGAAUAUGAUAAAGGAGCUAAGGUACACAUUCCCUCACAUUCAAAAGGGUACGCUUUUGUUAAUUUCUCGUCCUUAGAAAAGUCAAAGAAAUUAAUUAACGAAUUGAAUGGGAAAUUGUUCAAAAACAGGAGGAUUCAACUCUCCCUAUCACUACCUAAAGAACUUUACUUAUCGAAAUCCACUUCCGAAGCUACUGAUAAUGAUACUAUUAACACUGCUGAAACUAAUGGAACUCCCCAGGGUGAUACCACUCCAGAGGAUAAUGUUGGUAACAGGGAUGAACAUCAGAAGGGCGAUAUUAAAGAUACAAUAUUUGUGAGGAACCUGGACUACGAGUGCACAGAGAAGGAACUUUUUGAGUAUUUUUCAAAGUUCGCUGAAGUUGAUUCCUGUAACAUAUGCCUCAAUGAAGAUAAAACCAGCAAGGGAACAGCCUUCGUCAAGUUUAAAAACAAAGAUCAACUCAAACAAUUGAUUGAAAAUGAAAAACUAUCGGUUAUAAGAGAUAAGGACCUGAAUAACAAAAAACCGGUACUCGGUCUAGGUUAUACACUGAGGGGAAGAAGGUUAAAGCUUGACUUGGCACUACCAAAGGAAGAAGCAAGAAUUCUUAAGGAUCAGAAAGCUGAAGAAGAGAAUAAUAAACUUAAAGAACAAAAAAACCUACAUCUGCUAAUGGUUGGGGUUAUAAAGGAAGACUCACCACAAUUCGGUAAACUAUCGGAAGAACAGAAAGAGUCAAUUAAACAAUCAGUAGCCAGCAAGCUGGAGAAGAUUAAGCUGAAAAACACAUUUGUUAAUCCAAAAAGAAUAUGUAUAAAGAACUUACCACCCAAUGUGAAAAGUAACGACCUUAGAACCGUUAUAUAUAAUCAUCUAAAGGCCAGUCUGAGUACAAAUGAGUAUUUGGAGUUGAAGAAACUUAAGAACAGAGGCAUCGUGGAGUUAACGCUUCUGAAGGGUGACUCCUACACAAAGGAUGACCAGGGAACUAAAGUGAAGAAAAAGAAACCGUUUGCAUUUGUAGAACUAGUUAACCAUAAUAUCGCAAUGAAAACACUAAAGUUUUUCUCAAAUAAUCAAACUCUAUACCCACCCAAAACACUCCAGUGUGAAUUCACCAUAGACACUACAAGACCAACCAAUAAACCAAGGCCCAAGAACACUCAAAAAACUAAAAGGAAGACAUACUCAAGAGGUAAAAGACAAAGAGAAAAGAGAAGAUUGAUGAAAGUAGCAACUUAA
Theileria parva strain Muguga is the source of this 2028-nucleotide messenger RNA. RefSeq names its product RNA recognition motif family protein (gene RBP47A). The record is from RefSeq and is a predicted model, not a curated record. Gene Ontology annotation, molecular function: RNA binding. Bases 1 to 2028 code for a protein of 675 amino acids. The transcript is spliced from 3 exons. Lineage: Eukaryota; Apicomplexa; Aconoidasida; Piroplasmida; Theileriidae.